AUGGUGGGCAAAGUCAGCGACCGCGUCCUCCUUCGGGAAGGGCUCGAGCGCACCGACAAUGGCAUGAAGCAAACUAGCUGGCCCGAUGUGCCCCCAAUUAAUCAAAAAAACUACUAUACGGAUUACAUGAAGCGCGAUGACCAAAUACUAUCCUUUCGACUACAAAGCGAGGCGAACCGAGACCGCCUGGUGCAAACUGCCAAAGAUCGGGACCGCGCGAUGAACGUCGCAAACGCUAAUGGCGAGGUCCCCCUUCCGGUUGAGGAGGUUCAAGGUGAGGAUGGGCCGGGCCCAGCAUCGACCUUUGAGGACCCCUCCAAGAUCAUCGUCAUACACCCCGGAAGCCAAAACCUCCGCGUUGGCUUUGCGAGCGACGCCCUCCCGAAGACGAUUCCCAUGACCCUCGCGACCCAAUACCCCCAAACCGAGUCCGAGAUGCACGAGGCGCUGCCACGACGGCAGUUUGAGGAGCGGUCGAUGGACCUGCAGCAUGGCGAAGAGUGGUCAAAGAAAUACCAGAAGAUGUCCAACGACCUCAAGAUCGACAUGCGCGCGAACAAGCGCAAGGUGUUACCGAACUCGAAGGAUCUGGUGAUUAACUUCAACCGGCGCAUCGAGCCAGAGAUCAUCUCCCAGCACAAUGACCCGCUUCAGAUCGAAUGGACGGAUAUCACGGCUCCGAGGGACGAAGAGUCGAAAAAGCCGCCGUCCGAGUUCAUCGGCCAACAUGCACUGCGCGUACCGGACGAUUCGAAUCCGAAGUUCAAGCUGUGGUGGCCCAUGCAACACGGUUGGCUGAACGAGGACGACUACCCUACGAGGGCGCAGUUGUUUAACGACCUCGAAACGCUGCUCGACCGCACAUUCCGAAAUGAACUCGGCCUCAAGAAGAAGUCGGAGUGGAAGCAGUACAGCUGCGUGCUCAUCAUCCCGGAUCUGUACGAUAAGCGAUACGUCGAGCUGCUCCUGCACCUCUGCAUCGAGCUCUUUGAGUUUGGCCGGGUCGCCUUCAUCCAGGAAAGCAUGGGGGCUACUUUUGGUGCCGGGUAUACGCAAGCUUGUGUGGUGGACGUGGGCGCCCAAAAGACGUCCAUCGCGUGUGUUGAAGACGGGCUCUGUAUUGAGGACUCAAGGAUCAACCUCAAGUUUGGUGGUUUCGAUGUCACCGAGACCUUCAUCAAAAUGAUGCUUUACGACAACUUUCCCUACCAGGACAUCAAUCUCCGCCGGCGGUACGACUUCCUCUUGGCCGAGGAGCUCAAGAUUAAGUACUGCACGCUCUCCCAAGCGAACAUCUCCGUUCAGAACUUCGACUUCCACCUGCGCGUCCCCAACGAGUCGACGCGCAAGUACCAGUUCAAGUUCUACGACGAGGUCAUCCUCUCGGCUAUGGGCUUCUACGACCCGUCAAUAUUCGACAACUCCACCAAGCUGCGCGGCCGCCGGAGCCUGAUGGACCGUUCCUACAACGCCUACGACGUGGAGAUCCCAGAUGACCCAACCUCCGCCGCCCAACUCGCCAUUCUGGCCCUGAUCCAGCCCUCAGUUACCGAGACAACCACAACCAGCUUCGCCGGCGUGCCGGGCGAUAUGGCCACGCCCGGCAAAGAGCGGUCGCAACCUUUCAACUUCCUCGCCCGCAACGGCGACGCCACCGGUACCCCAGGCACCUCCAAAGCCCCCUCUCCGGCUCCAGAAGGCGCCAGCACCCCCGUACCCGCACCCUACGUCUUCGGCUCCUCCUCCGCCCGCGACCUAAACGGCGGCAGCCCAGCCCCCAGCGCCCGCAACGGCGGCACCCCGGCCCCACCCAACGGUACCUCCCAGCUACCCACCACAUCCUUCGACGGCGGCCUCCAGCCCCCCCAAAGCCAAAGCCAAAACCCCGUCCCCCAAAUCGUCCAACGCAGCGCCAAGUCCCUCGCCAUCGAGCGCGACUCCGUGCUACCCCUCGCGCCACUCGACAUCGCCAUCAUGACGUCCAUCCAGAACGCGGCCAAGGGCGACGAGAAGAAAGUGCGCGAUCUGCUGGGGAGUAUCAUGGUCGUCGGCGGCGGCGCCAAGAUCCCGCAUUUUGCGCCGUACUUGGAGGAGAAGCUAAAGAUGCGGCGGCCGGAUUUGACGGAUCGGAUUCUGGUUAGUCGGAGUGCACGGGAGAUGGACGAGCAGGUGGUGGUGUGGAAGGGGGCGAGUGUGUUUGCGAAAUUGGCGACGAAUGAUUCGUGGAUUACGGGGUUUGAGUAUAAGAUGUUGGGGGCGAGGGUGGUGUAUAAUAAGGUGCUUUGGCAGUACUGA
Messenger RNA from Dichotomopilus funicola, 2295 nucleotides. Its product is annotated as ARP8-like protein. NCBI's taxonomy places the organism in Eukaryota, Fungi, Ascomycota, Sordariomycetes, Sordariales, Chaetomiaceae. Gene Ontology annotation, cellular component: Ino80 complex. The record is from RefSeq and is a predicted model, not a curated record. The transcript has 3 exons. Gene Ontology annotation, biological process: regulation of DNA-templated transcription; double-strand break repair. Bases 1 to 2295 code for a protein of 764 amino acids.